Molecule: messenger RNA, 2959 nt
Organism: Nymphalis io (European peacock)
Lineage: Eukaryota; Metazoa; Arthropoda; Insecta; Lepidoptera; Nymphalidae
Gene: Cth
Product: cystathionine gamma-lyase
Exons: 8
Coding region: 238-1425 (395 amino acids)
Biological process (GO): transsulfuration
Cellular component (GO): cytoplasm
Molecular function (GO): pyridoxal phosphate binding; cystathionine gamma-lyase activity
Source: RefSeq, a predicted model, not a curated record
UAAAACAGCGCGGCAUAGUUUGAGUAAUACAUUUCUUUUGUUUCAUCAUCGCCAUCAUCUCUUUUUUGCUGUCGUUUAUUUUUAUUAGUAUCAAUUUGACAGCGGACGGAAGUUAACCUUGCUCUUGGUUGUGCGGUUUAAGGUUAUACACGAAUAAAGCCGGUGUUUCGCUAUUUUAUAUAAAGUUAAUUCAAUUAUUUGUUUUUUAUUUAUUCUACACUAUUACCAAUUAUAAAGAUGGGUGACCAAGGAUUUUUGAAGCAAAAACCUGGUUUUGCCACUAUUGCAAUCCAUGUUGGUCAAGAUCCAGAGAAGUGGAAAUCGGCUGCUGUAGUUCCACCUAUCGUCACAUCAACUACAUUUAAACAACCGGCACCUGCUGAACAUACAGGUUUUGAAUAUGGGAGAUCUGGUAAUCCUACUAGAAAUACUCUUGAAGAAUGCUUAGCAGCAUUGGACGGUGGAAAGUAUGGGUUAACCUUUGCCUCCGGUCUGGGAGCAACAACAACUUUAUUUUCUCUCUUAAAUAAAGGGGAUCAUAUAUUGUCUAGUGAUGAUAUAUAUGGUGGCACUAAUAGACUAUUUAGGAAAGUAGCUGAAAGAUUCGGUAUCGAAACAACAUUCGUCGAUUUUACGAACUUGGAACUACUAGAAAAAUCUAUUAAAAAAAAUACAAAGAUGAUUUGGAUCGAAACCCCCACCAACCCACUCCUGAAAGUGGCCGACAUUGCGGCAAUAGUGAAAAUAGCGAAGGGUCACGACGAGAAAAUAAUCACGGUGGUGGACAACACGUUCCUGACGUCGUACUUGCAGCAGCCACUGCAGCACGGAGCUGACGUUGUCAUGUACUCGCUCACCAAGUACAUGAACGGACACUCGGAUGUCAUCAUGGGAGCCGCCGUGCUCAACGACAGCGAUCUCGAGAAGAGGCUGAGGUUCCUACAGAAUGCUAUGGGUAUAGUUCCAUCGCCUAUGGAUUGCUACCUAGUUAACAGAAGUCUGAAAACUCUGGCCCUAAGAAUGGAGCAGCAUAAGAAGUCAUCGCUUGUUAUUGCAAAUUGGUUGGUCAAACACCAACGGAUUACCAACGUUAUGCACCCAGGUCUACCGUCUCAUCCCCAACACGACAUAGCAAGAAAGCAAAUGACUGGUCAUUCGGGUGUGUUCAGUUUUAAGCAUUCCGGAGGACUGAAGGAGUCGAGAAAGUUCCUAAGCUCCCUCAAAGUGUUCACAUUGGCCGAAAGCUUGGGAGGAUACGAGAGUUUGGCAGAACUGCCUUCUCUAAUGACACACGCUUCGGUACCGGAAGAACAAAGAGCAGAACUGGGCAUCACGGAUUCACUGAUCAGAUUGUCAGUCGGCUUAGAAGACAUUGAUGAUCUGAUCGCUGACUUAGAACAAGCAUUGAAACUAGCUUUUGAAUAAUUAUUUUAUACUAAUUUAUUGUAUUAUAUAAAAUAUUAAAGAAUCACAUUUGCGAAUUCUAAUCUUAUAUUUUUAAAUAAUUAUAUCCAUACCUACGUAUAGCCUAUUCCGAACGAAGAAGUACUGGGACAAUAAACUUUAUACAUAUAAUCCAUUCAAUUUCAUGCUUUAUUAUGCAUUACAAACAUUCUUUUAUUUAUGUAUCUGCGCUUAACUACUUACUUAUAUUCACUUUAAUUAUACUUCAAAGUACCGAUAAGAACUUCGCCUAUAUUCGUUACGCCAGUUUUUAAUAAUAUCCAUAAAUACCAUAGAUUAUUCAAAAUAUCGACCAAUGAUGUCAUGACGAGCCGAGAUGGCCCCGUGGUAAGAACGCGUGAAUCUUAACCGAUGAUCGUGGGUUCAAACCCGGGCAAGCACCAUUGGAUUUUCAUGUGCUUAAUUUGUGAUUAUAAUUUAUCUCGUGCUUUACGGUGAAGGAAAACAUCGUGAGGAAACCUGCAUGUGUCUAAUUUAACUGAACUUCUGCUAUAUGUAUAUUCCACCAACCCGCAUUGGAGCAGCGUGGUGGAAUAAGCUCCAUACCCUCUCCUCAAAAUGAGGAGAGGAGGCCUUUAGCCCAGCAGUGGGACAUUCACAGGCUGUUACGGUACGGAUGACAUAACAAUUCAAUGUCAAAGUUAUUCAUUUGUCUUUACUCUUCCUUGGAACAGGCUAUAACUAAAAGAUUAUGUAAGUAUUAAAGUCGAAACCCCAUCUAUAAAAACAUUUAUCUUAGUAUAUACUUCAAAUUAACGAUUGCCAUGACGCUUAUGUGAUUACGUAAAUAACAAUUUGUGGUAUAACAUAUUUAAAAUAACUGUGACUGUGACAAGUUUGAAGUAUUGUUUUAUAUUCACGAUUCCAAAGCGAAAUAAAUGACCGCAUUCACUUUUAUUAGCACAAUUAGCACAUUAAUAUAAUAGUUUUACAUUUAUUGACAGAAUGAAUUGUACGGUUAUUAAAAUAUAGAUUACAAUAAAUACAUCAACUCGCAAACUUUAUAAUAAAUUAUUUUUAAUAAAAUGUUUUAAAUGUCAAAUAACUUGAUUGUAAACUUAAAAUUAUAUUUAUCUAGAUAUUUCUAUGAAAUGUAUUAAAAUUAUCAUUUUUUAGUUUGUUUGUAUAUAAAAUAAAUUUAAUAUUUGAUUUUGUGUAAUAUACACAUAUACUUAAAAUGGCAGCCCUGUUGGUCUUGUAGCUAGAUAUAAAGCCCAAGAGCCUGUGGGGCUCAAAACCCAGGUGGAGCUAUAAUAACAUAAAGGUUAUUGUGUUGAAUAAUUCUCAGUAGCAACCCGAAAUCGAUGAGUGAGGUCCUCAUAUACGUAUGUAUAUAGUGAGGUCCUCAUACCUGUACAUAUAUCAUACUUAUAAUAUAUAAAUUAUUUGCAAUGCAUUUAUAAAAUCGAAUAUAUAAUAUAUGUGUUUUAUUAGAUCACUGUUGUAAACUUUUUAAUAUAAUUAACACAAAUUAAACUGCCACAACUGAUGUGUA